Molecule: messenger RNA, 1244 nt
Organism: Fonticula alba
Lineage: Eukaryota; Rotosphaerida; Fonticulaceae
Exons: 1
Coding region: 1-1143 (380 amino acids)
Biological process (GO): proteolysis
Molecular function (GO): serine-type endopeptidase activity
Source: RefSeq, a predicted model, not a curated record
AUGGCCAACGUCCACCACGACGCCGAGCCGGAGCACCUGCCCGUGCCGCUGAUCCACAACGCCGACGCCGAGACCAUCCCCGACCAGUAUGUGGUGGUCUUCCGCCCGGACAUCUCGGUGGCCGAGGCCCGGGUCUUCGCCGACUCCCUGGACAUCGGGCGCUUUGUCCACAUCGGCAGCCAGUUCAAGGCCGUGUCCGGGCGCAUGACGGCCGGCAUGCUGCGCCGGGUCCGCACCCGGCCCGACCUCGUGCAGUACGUCGAGCCGGACCAGGUGGUCCGCGUCGGGGCCAUCACCCAGCCCAACGCCCCCUGGGGCCUGGACCGCGUGGACCAGCGCAACAUCCCCCUGGACACGCAGUUCUCCUACUACAACCACGGCGGGUCCGGGGUCAAUGUCUAUGUCCUGGACACCGGCAUCAACCAUGCGCACAUCGACUUCGGCGGCCACGCCUCCCACGGGUACAACUUCCACGACAACAAUGGCAAUGCCAAUGACGACAACGGCCACGGCACCCACUGCGCCGGCACCAUCGGCAGCUACACCUGGGGCGUGGCCAAGAACGCGGCCCUCAUCAGCGUCCGGGUGCUGGGCACCAGCGGCGCCGGCGUCAUGUCCAACGUCAUCGCCGGCGUGGCCUGGGUGGCCGAGCGCCACAAGCAGGCCUUCCGCAAGAAGACCAUCGCCUCCAUGUCGCUCGAGAGCGAGGCCUACGCCGCCCUCGAUGAGGCGGUCGCGGCCGCCAUCAAUGCCGGCGUCGCGGUCAUCGCCGCCGCCGGCAACAGCAACCGCGAUGCCUGCCUCAGCUCCCCGGCCCGGGUGUCCUCCGCCAUCACGGUCGCCGCCACCGACAAGUACGACAACCGCGCCUCCUUCUCCAACUGGGGCUCCUGCGUGGACAUCUUCGCCCCCGGCGUGGCCAUCACCUCCACCUGGAUCGGCUCCACCACCGCCACGGCCACCCUGUCCGGCACCUCCAUGGCCGCGCCCCAUGUGGCCGGCGUGGCGGCCCUCGCCCUCGGCCAGGGCGGCGCCCUGACCCCGGCCUCCCUCAAGAACACCCUCCUCCGCAAUGCCACCCCCAACGUCGUCAAGGACCCCCGCGGCUCGCCCAACCGCAUGGUCUUUGCCCCCUUCAACUAGGGUCCUGCCUCGCUCCUUUUUUCUUCCCUCCCCGGCCCCGUUCCCCUGGCUCCUUGUCGGCCCCCCUCGCUCCCAAUAGACGCACGCACACCCCUCGGCUG